Cyprinodon variegatus (sheepshead minnow) is the source of this 3533-nucleotide messenger RNA. It is a transcript of the gene hs3st4, whose product is annotated as heparan sulfate glucosamine 3-O-sulfotransferase 4-like. The coding region runs from base 822 to 2072 and encodes 416 amino acids. The transcript is spliced from 2 exons. Lineage: Eukaryota; Metazoa; Chordata; Actinopteri; Cyprinodontiformes; Cyprinodontidae. Gene Ontology annotation, molecular function: [heparan sulfate]-glucosamine 3-sulfotransferase activity. The record is from RefSeq and is a predicted model, not a curated record.
GAAAUCUGACGUUUACAGCGCUGUUUUCUCAGCGGACACGAGGAAAUGUGGGUGUACACACUAGUUGUGCUGUGUGGCUUUGCUGUGCCUCAGCUCAGAUGAGCUCACACAGCCGAUGAACACAGGAUACUACCAACGUGAGAAGGCGUAAGGACACCGAGCGGCAGCCUGAUAGUCAGUGGGAAGUGUGUAAGCUUUUGCGCAAAGACUGUCGACUUCCCUCAGCACUAAGUAGUCAGGGAGAAGGACUUAUAAUCUUGUGUUUAUUUGCAUUACGUUGGAGAGACUCGGUGGAUUUGCAGGUUUUCUCUAUGAAUGAGAAUGCACUCUUUUCAUCGCAGAUCGGACUGGAAUUUAGACUCCGAGGCUUAUUAGAAGAAACCUGUACUUUCAACACUCUGCUGUUCGUUGUUUUUUUUUCUUCUUCUUCUUUUUCCCUUCUUCAAAAAAUGCCAGGAUUCCAUCAUACUCUGUCCAUUUAAAGCCGCGCUGUUCACCUGGAAGAGCGCCAGACCUUCAGUCUUUCAAAUAUGCAAGUUCCGACCAAUAAAUUGUGACAUUGACUGUCAUCUGUGGAGUAAGAAAUCAAUACUCAAGAAAAGAGGCAAGAUACCCCCUGACCCUUCCAGCGAGCAUUCACCCCCUCAGCCAUCCUGGUAAAUAUGCACUUUGGUUGAAUUAGGAUGGUUUGGUCCAGCUCGGGGCUUUUUUAGCUGGAGCUGCGCUGAUGGGAACUGAUUCUUACUGCUGAUUUUGUCCAUGCAAGACUCGGGGUGGAAACAUGUCUGGCCACUUCUCUGAGAGGAUCGCUGCUAUCAGAGAUGGCAUUUUGGUCCAGCACUUCGGUUUUCAAGUCUAAAGUGCCCCGGAAAAUCUUAUUCAUGUUCACCCUCUCCCUUUCUGUCACCUACUUGUUCUACAGCUUGAUGAGCUGCUACAACUCGCUGCAGUUCCCGCUGCAGGAGAACUAUGUGUUUCAAGGCAGGCUGGUGACAGAGGAUACAACUUUUGUGACACUGAGGGAGAAACUUUACUCGGCUUCUCCGGGCUUCACGGAAUUCACACCGGCUGAGGUAACAACCUCGGCUCCAACUGUUGGAGAGCACAAUGAGGCCGAACAAAGGACUGUGGAGUGGACCAGGACGCAGGCGUCUCCAACUAAAUCUGCGGCGGCGUUUCGCCCCACCGCGCCGGAGAAGGUGCAUCAGGAGAUCAGCACCACGGACAGCGAACUCAGGGUGAACUGCACCUCGGAUUACGGGGAGAAGAAACUUCCUCAAGCCAUUAUAAUCGGGGUGAAGAAAGGGGGGACCCGAGCCCUGCUGGAGGCUCUCAGGGUGCACCCAGACGUGAGAGCCGUUGGAAAUGAGCCACAUUUCUUUGACAGGAACUACGAGAAAGGAUUGGACUGGUACAGAGACCUGAUGCCUUCUACGCUGGAGGGGCAGAUCACCAUGGAGAAGACACCUAGCUACUUUGUGACUAACCAUGCCCCCAAGCGCAUCCACUCCAUGGCCAAGGACAUCAAGCUUAUUAUUGUUGUGCGUAAUCCUGUCACUAGAGCCAUUUCAGACUAUACACAGACCUUAUCUAAAAAACCUGAGAUUCCCACCUUUGAGGUUCUAGCUUUUAAGAACCGGACGCUUGGGCUAAUAGAUGCUUCCUGGAGCGCUUUGCGUAUAGGAAUAUAUGCACUUCACCUGGAAAGCUGGAUGCAGUACUUCCCUCUUUCCCAAAUGCACUUCGUAAGUGGGGAGAGGCUGAUUGUGGACCCUGCUGGAGAAAUGGCCAAAGUGCAGGACUUUCUGGGACUGAAACGGAUUGUCACAGAUAAACACUUCUACUUCAACAAAACUAAGGGAUUUCCUUGUCUAAAAAAGCCAGAGGACAGCAGCACCCCAAGGUGCCUUGGCAAGUCCAAAGGAAGAACUCACCCGAAAAUUGAGCCAGAUGUGAUUCGGCGGCUACACAAGUUCUACAAACCCUUUAACAUGAUGUUCUACCAAAUGACUGGCCAGAACUUUGAAUGGGAGCUGGAGGAGGACAGUGUUUCCCGUAGCUCUCAGGACUAGCAUGGCAGUGCUGAGCCACACUACCAGCCUUUUCACUCAAACAAUCUUUUUUCCAGCUUCAUCUUAAGAGAGUAACUGAGCGCCCCAAUCAAUCAUGGCUCUCCUUGUUGUGUGUUUAUCCAUUUAAAAGGGUUUACUGACAUGCUUUUUCUUGAAGAUGGCAAAUGGUUAUUGUGUAUACUAAAUAUAAAGUAUAUUUAUAUUUGUGAAUAUGAGAUGAUUUAUUCGUAUGGAUUUCAAAGCAUAGAAUUCAUAAAAAUCACAUUGACAAUGGCAAUGCAUGUGAUGAGUUAAGUGUCCUUACCUCAUAAGCCCUAAGGGUAAAUUCUGCCCAUUUCUUCUCCCUUUACUUUCCUGUUGUUGGUUGCCCUCACACCCACUCACCAGCAUCCAGCACAAAAAAGAUAUUCUAUUUCAACUACCAAGGCCAUGGAGUGCUCUGUAUUAUUUCUUUCAAUGUGGUCUUGCUCCUUUGGAAGAGUGAAAGGCAAACAUAUAAAUUAUUAUUAUACUCUAACAUGAGUUUAUCCUUUAUGUUGUCCAUAUUCUUAUUUGAGACAAUCCUUUUAAGUUACCAAAGUGUUCAUCUGUUACUGCUCCGGUUGCUCAGCAAUUUCUGAUUGCACAAAAAUAAAAAACUGAAUAGCUAACAUACAGAACAUUGGCUAUCAUUCAACUGUUGCAUUUUUUUUUUACCGCAAAGCUAACCAUUAGUAUACUAAGUAAGUAAACAUUUAUUUGUAUAGCAUAUUUUAGCAGCAAGGCAGCUCAAAGUGCUUUACAUCACACAAAAUUCGAACAAAUGCGCAGUAAAAUUAUUACUCAUUAUUUGUAUACAGAGAGCCAUACAUUACGCAUAUUACAGUUUUCCAGUUUUGAUUUCAUGAAUAUGUCCUUAUGUUUCUUGUGUGAUAACAAUUCUCCUUAUGUACAUGAAUUUUAGCCCUAAAGAACAUAGCCAAAUUACCAUCUAAUUGCUAUGUUUCUAUUUUCCUCAUGACCCUUUUGUCACAGUAAUACAUGUCAACAAAGGGGAAGAACAACACCGCAGGUCCAAGCAGGAGUUUGUUACUAAACAUCUGCUGCAGCACGGUCCUCUGUCAUUAGAGAUUAAUGGUGUGUUAAAUAAACUGCUGCUGCUGGAAUAAAGUCAAUGUCAGACAGAAUUUGCUGUCAAGGUAAAGCCACAUACAGGCCCAGGUAAAUUGCCAAGCCAUUACUGUAUGUGCUUAACUUGAACGGGACCGCUUCUGUCCGGUUAAAUGUGGUGUAACACGAAGUUUAUCAGCAAAGAUGUGAUCAACAGGGUUUUGCUGUGAAAUUAGCCAUUUGCUCAAGCAAUGAAGCACCACGAUCAAUCAUCUUAUUUUUCUGUUUUGAAUAACUCGUUGUGUGUCUGUGCUUUGUCUCUGGACUUUACAUCAAUUGAGACAAUCAAUACAGUCAAAGCAUCAAUAAAUA